AUGGCAAAGAAAAAGCAGAUGUCUGUUAACGCUGUGAUGACCAAAAAGAUAGUCGUGACCUUCACUGGUGCUGCUGGUGUAGGAAAGACUCAGAUGUUAAAUGUGAUAACACGGGGCACUUUCACAACCAUAUAUGAACCGACUGUACAAGAACAAUUUAAUAUGCGAACAGUGUAUGGGGGUCAAAUAUAUAGUUUAACACUCAUCGAUACAAGUGGAACAUCAGACUAUGCCAAAUUAACUUCAGUUGCUAUGUCAAGUAGUGACUGUGUAGUUAUCUGUUACUGCCCUUACAUCCCUCGUUCAUUCGAUCGAGUGAUUGAAGCAGCAAAAGAGGCUCGAACCAUCUCCCCUGACAUCCCCGUCAUCAUCAUUGCAACCAAAAUCGACUUGAAAGACGACAAAGAAACACUGAGCAAACUCGGCAAACAAAAAAUAAGAUCACAGAAAGAAGUCAAGGCGGAGUUGAAAAAGACUAAGAUCUCAGCUUAUCUCGAAACGUCAGUAAUGCUCAAUUUGGACACUAAAACCAUCCUCGAAGAAAUCAUUAAAGCAACUACCAAGUCCUCAAUUUGGAAGAAGAAGCAGUCCUAA
This is a messenger RNA of Entamoeba invadens IP1, 594 nucleotides long. RefSeq lists its product as hypothetical. Lineage: Eukaryota; Evosea; Mastigamoebida; Endamoebidae. Gene Ontology annotation, molecular function: GTPase activity; GTP binding. The transcript has a single exon. Gene Ontology annotation, biological process: mitochondrion organization; small GTPase-mediated signal transduction; regulation of mitochondrion organization. The coding region runs from base 1 to 594 and encodes 197 amino acids. The record is from RefSeq and is a predicted model, not a curated record. Gene Ontology annotation, cellular component: mitochondrial outer membrane.